CGAAGAGGAGGGGAGGGGGGCGACGUCGCCGGCGGUCGGAGGCGACGGGGAUGAGUCGGAAGGAGGCGGAGCCGGCAGGACAGGAUGGGUCUUCUUCGUCUGCCACUGAUGGGGGAGGAGGAAGUGGCAGUGGCCGGGAGCUGGCAGAUGCGCUGGCGCGGCGACGUUUGUACCGGGAGGUGACGCUGGCGCUGCACUCAGGGUUGCGCGACGCCAAGGCGGACUUCUCCUUCCUCCGCGCGCGUGGGCUCCGCAGCCUGCUCGGAUUCCUUCGCUCCACCGCCUCCGCGGCCGACGACGCGCUGCUGCUCCUUUUCCGCCACUCCCAAUCCAUCCCCGAUCUCCAAGUUAUUCCUGUUCUCUUUCAGAAUUCGUUGCAUCAACCAAAGCAAGAUCCUGUUGUGACAUUGGAUCAUAUAUUUGGAACGGAACCAAUGAAGAUUACAAGCCCCCCUACAGGUUCUGAAAUUGCUCUUGCACUUAGAGUCUUGGAAGGUUGUUGCCUUUUAUAUAGCCGAUGCACAGCUCUGGCCCACAAAUACAAGGCUGUGAAGGUACUCUUGAAUAUAUUAGCCAGCCGAGGUCCAACUGAGCAAGGAGUUUGCUUGGACACACUGAUAUCGCUGAUGUUGGACUCACCCUCCAAUCAGAUGGAUUUCGAAGAAUACAGUGGACUUGAAAAGGUUGCUGAACUUUUAAAGGAUGUGCAAGUGGAAAAGCAUAUAAGAUUGAAAUGUGGGGAAUUCCUAUUGUUGCUCAUUGGACAUGUUUUUGUGAAGGAAAACUCUCCCAUACAUGAACAAAUGAAAAAUCUGUUUGGUGAGCAGUGCGCAUCACUUAUAUGGGCAGCAAGCCGGUUCGGCUCCACCUUGGAUGCAGAGCAAAGGCAGACGACCUUGCAAAUACAAGCAAUGAGAGUUGUCGAAUCCUUGGAACCCUACUAGGACUGGUGCAUUCAUCUGUGUAACUUACGGGUGAUGACAAUUUGAUGUCUCUAAUCUGAGCUGCAUGCUCCAUUUUGUUCAUGCAAGCUUUGUUGUCAUUCUCUUCUGUGUAAAGCCAUUCUUAUGCUACUCUUUUUAGUAAGCUUUGUUAAAAGGAUCGUAUUAGUUCCAUUUGAGAACAAUGCAUUAGGGAGACACUAGGAAAACAUUAAAAUAUCCAUUUUGUUGUGGUAGAUUUGAGCUGUUGUACCUGUGAUUCAAAUAAAAGUGGUUAGUCC
Molecule: messenger RNA, 1222 nt
Organism: Zea mays
Lineage: Eukaryota; Viridiplantae; Streptophyta; Magnoliopsida; Poales; Poaceae
Product: binding
Exons: 5
Coding region: 51-944 (297 amino acids)
Source: RefSeq, marked predicted